GAGUCGCUCCACUAUCUUCUGGUGAAAGACUGCUUGCCACCUCCAAAGUCGAAAUCAUGAUCAUCUGGGAGGUCUUAAAACUCGUGAGGAAAAAGAAAGAACUUAUUCCUUUGAUCACUUUUGUGAGUAUUGCUGGGUGUGGAGCAGCCUACAUGUCCAUGUAUUCCCUUUCCAAACCUGAAGUUAUUGUUGACAGAUGGAACAAUCCAGAACCAUGGGAUUAUGUGAAUCCUUCCAAGCCUCAAAAGCUUAUCACGGUUAAGCAAAAGUGGGAACCUAUUGAAGAGCUGCAGGCUGUCAAAAACAUGACCAAAUGAAGAGUCCUUCCAAAACACUCUAUCAAUCUAGCAGAAACAUCUCUGCACAAACUAGGCUACUGAAACCAGUGUGCGGAAGUGCUUCUGCUACAUUUUUAGGGACUCCCUGCAUUUUGGGGCAAGCUGAGAGAUAUCC
Molecule: messenger RNA, 453 nt
Organism: Dromiciops gliroides (monito del monte)
Lineage: Eukaryota; Metazoa; Chordata; Mammalia; Microbiotheria; Microbiotheriidae
Gene: COXFA4L3
Product: chromosome 2 C15orf48 homolog
Exons: 5
Coding region: 57-317 (86 amino acids)
Source: RefSeq, a predicted model, not a curated record